GGGCGGAGCGGAGCGAGCGCAGCGGCCGGGCCGGCGCGGCCAUGGGGAAGGUGCAGCUCUUCGAGAUCCGCCUGGGCGAGAGCCGCGUCGUGUACAGCCCCGGGGAGCCGCUGGCCGGCACCGUCACCGUGCGGCUCUCGGGCUCGCUGCAGUACCGAGCCAUCAAGGUGAGCUGCAUUGGGUCCUGUGGGGUGUCCAACAAGAUCAACGACACAGCCUGGACCGUGGAGGAGCAGUACUUCAACAGCACCCUGUCCCUGGCAGACAAAGGAGUCCUGACACCUGGAGAGCACAACUUUCCCUUCCAGUUCCUGCUGCCAGCCUCUGCUCCUACAUCAUUUGAAGGCCCUUUUGGCAAGGUCCUGCAUCAGGUGAAAGCUGUGAUAGACACACCUCGCUUCUCCAAGGACUACAAAUGCAACAAAAUCUUCUACGUUCUGUGCCCUCUCAACUUGAACGACAUCCCUGACAUCGAGCAGCCCAACACCAUGUCCAUCACCAAGAAGUUCAACUACAAGCUUGUGAAAAGUGGCAACAUCAUCCUGACGGCCACGUCGGACCUGAGGGGGUACAUCGUGGGACAGGCGAUCCAGCUCCGCACGGACAUCGAGAACAAAUCCGGCCGGGACACCGGCGCUGUGGUUGCCAGUCUGCUCCAGAAAGUGGCCUACAAAUCCAGGCGUUGGAUUUAUGACCUGAGGACCAUCGCGGAGGUGGAAGGCUCGGGAGUGAAAGCCUGGAAACACGCGGAAUGGAAGGAGCAGAUCCUGGUUCCAGCACUGCCCCAGUCCAUCCUGCAGGGCUGCAGCCUCAUACACAUCGACUACUACAUCCAAGUUUCCCUCAAGUCCCCAGAGGUUUCUGUCACUCUCCCCAUUUACAUUGGUAACAUUGCUGUGAACAGGGUCCCGCUGAGUCCCUCCCGCUCCAUCCAGCACAUCCCAUCUGCAGUGGUUCCCAGUGCCCCCCCGGAGGAAGAGGAGGCUGCCAGUGGAUAUCACCCCAUGGACAAUGUCUCCAUCCCCACCAAAAGCCAUUCCCAGCAGCAGCCCUUCAGCUACGCCCCAGGACUGAGCUUCCAGGAGAUCCGGGCGGACUCGGAGCAGACGGGCUCCCCAAACCACCCCACGCUCUGCCUGUCCACGGGAGCCACUGUCCCCUACUACGCUGAGGGGAACGUGGUGCCCGUGCCCACAGCCAGCUCCCUCAUCCUGCCUCCUGAGUACAGCACGUGGGGAUACCCCUACGAGGCACCUCCAUCCUAUGAGCAGAGCUGCAGCAGUGCCAACUCCAGCAUCAGCAAUGGCAACUAGCCCUCCCCUGCUCUGAGCCCUGCUGGUGCUGCCCACCCUGGUGCCAUGGGGCACCUGCCUGUGGCAAAGUCUGGUACAGCACAAGGCGUCUUCUUGUCUCUCUGGCUGCUUGGGAGGGGAACUGGCACAUCCCAGCCUGGGCUUUUUAAGGGAGAGGGUGAAAAAACCAAAAAAAGGGCAGCCAGAGCAGCCUGCAUGGGUGUAGGAGAGGUCUGGGAGACUGACCCGUGUCCUGCUGCUGCACCAGGUGCUGGAGAGCUGGCUGUGCCCCCGGGGUGCCCUGGGCAGCAGCCUGUUCCAGUACUGUAGUCAACACUAACUGCUUUACUAUCAAAGCACCCGCGUUGCCUUAUCUGAAAUGCUCCUGACUUGGCACAUCUCCACUGCAGGGGAGGCUGGGCUGGGUGGACUUUCUCUUCUCUUUUAGGGGCCAUAUGCUCUCCAGAAAUGGUUUUGACAGCCCUUCCUCCUUGUCCUCAUAGGUCCUUAAGGGUAGCAGGAGGUUUCUUGGAGUAAGCAGGUUUGGGAGGUCAGGGACUUUCAGAAAGCCAAAAGCACAAGCCCUCGCUGUACCCGUGUUGUGGGGUGAGUGACUGGCAGCCUUUGGCCCUGUGGCAGUGGGGAGCUCGUGGGGGCACUUGCUCAUAACCCAAGAGGCCCUGGUGGGCUGUGGGGGGAGAGCCUGGUGUUCCAUGGGGUGCCCACCACCCACCUUCUGCCCUUUUCCAGCAUGGAAAAGUUCCUGUCAGACACAGCCCAUCCUUGCUCCUGGCUCACUCCUGGCAUAACAGUGCUGGUCACUCUGCAUGUAGGGGAACCACAUCCUGUGUGCCCUGCAAGGUGCCCUCUCCUCCCAGGCCAGAAUGACACGAUGAUCAAGUUACAAGAGUCUGUCUGACGCUACCUCUGAGCCUGCCCAAGGGCCCCGCCCGCAAAACCCUUCCCUCUGGGACCACCCUCCGUGGGGGCUCAGCCUGGGAUCUCUGCAGGAGUGGUUGGCACUGCCCAGGCAGCACACGAGGGUGCUGGGCCAGGGCCUGCUCUGGUACUGAUUUACUGCCUGUCCCCUGAGCCCCAGCAGAGCGUGAGAGUGAGGAACAGGAGCGUGUGGGGACACAAACGGCUGUGCCUCGCUCGCAGCCUCCGCCGGACCCGGCAGCUCGGGGGGAGAAGCUGGUUUUUCUUUUCAUUUUUAUGCUUUUAUUCCCCCCCCUUGUUUAGCUUGCCUAGUAUUGCCUGCCCAAGCUGAGGAAACCACAUCGUUCAGAGCCACGGUCGCCCAGCCACGGCUGGAACUGCGGCCUCCAGACCUCUGGCACCUCAGAGCUGGUCCCCACAUGGCCCAGGCUGGGCAGGCAAUGUCUGACAGCCCUUUAGGAGCAUUUCCAGCUGCUGCCUCCUCGUUUCAGCCCACCUCUGCACACCCUGCAGGCAGCUGGGGCAGGCCCUGCUUUGCACUCUUUCUUUGCAAAUGCUUUUUAUUUUAUUUUGGGGUUUUUUUUAAGCGUUGAACUGCUUUAAGGAUAGUGUAGCGAAGGUGCCGUUCUGAGCAGUGCUGGCACAACAUGCACCGAUGCUGAGAGAGUGAUUGUCAUUGUCCCUGAGUAUAUAUAUAUACAUAUAUAUAUAUAUAUAUGAGAUGAAGUUUUGUUUUUAAUGAUUGAAUUCGUAAAUACAAAUUUUAACGCUGUAUUUAAUAAAUUAUUCUAAGAGAAGUGCUGUGCUUUUUUCAUCCAUUUCUGAUGCUUUUCCAUGUGCCUGUUCAUGCCAAAUCCAGGAAAUGCACCUUGCUGGUUUCUUACAAAAUGAAAUGAGUUUUUUUUGCUCUCACCAGGAAGGACAGUGACCUUUGCCAAGGCAGCCUGGGGAAAAUAAACGUGGUGUGUCCUGACUGCAGUGCCAGGCUUGUAGUUCCAGAUGGCUGCAGGGAGUUUGGCACCAUGUGGGCUUGGCUCUGGAGAGAGCAGCCACUGCACUGCUGCUUUCCCAUCCCUGUGUCCCAAAGCCAGGGCUGGGCUGGCAGAGAGGAAGGGGAGGGUGGACUCUCCCUUCAGGAGGAUGGAGGUGGCACUGCCAAGGUCUGCCUGGAAGGGCUGGAGACCAUCAGCCUAAAGAGCCAUUUGGAAUAAAUUUACUAAAAAUAGAAGAAGGCUCCUCCCCACACCCACCCUUUGGUGAUCCCAUGUCUGAAGCGUGUAGGUGUUGCCUAAAUGUUGUCAUCACAGGUAGCAUGGGGUGUGAUGUGUGUCUUGGACAUAUGGAUCCUUCUUCACUCUCUGCUCAGCUUAUGCUUCUGCCCAGUUUCCAUGGUUUAAGACUCGUCUUUGCCUGGUGGUGCUGCCAUGAGCAGCAUUCUGGAUGUGCAGGGGGUCAGAGGAAGGUACAGCUCUUCCCUGGGGCUCUUCCUCUCACUCAGUUGAACUGUCUUGCCUGGCUCAGCCUGUAGCUUUCCUUGCUGUUGCCUGUACCUAUCCCUCCUUUCAGGCCUCAACCCAAAUCCCUUCCACACCUCUGGAAAAAUUCCUGUGAGCUGUCCGUGCCUCUGGAGCUGCUGGGUUGGACUGCAGGCUCCUGACCCAGCCAGGCCCUGGGAAAGGCAGCCAGGGCCAGGCUGCUCCUUGUUCUCCAUGCCUGAAGCUGAGCUGCUGGUGAUGUGUCCAGCCCAUGUUCCUUGGCUGGAAAAUGGGAAUGGUGUUUGAUUACUGUGGCCAGACCCCCAGUCAGUGUUUGUGCUCCUUGUUUCAACUCUCUGUUGGGAAUGCGCCAUCCGUGGUGGAGGCUGUGGAGAGGAGAACCGGGCUGUGCCUCACCCACUCCCAUCUCUGCACUGCUCCCAUGCACCUCAGCUUGCUUUCCCAAAUUGUAUUUGCUACAAAUGGCCCUUGGGCACCUCUUGCUGUCCUCAUGGCAAAGCAAGGAGACUCCACAGAGUCCUCUUUGCAAAGCAAGGAGCAAGUGGGAACACUCGUCUUCACCAGUGAGGAAUGUCCAUCGCCACUGGCGGCUGUGGAGGGAGCAGGAAGGAGUUGGAACUACACCUCAUCCUUUCGGAUGCCAGGGCUGCUGCACAGCACAGACCCUGCAGAGAGGGGCCUCUGCCAGCCCUGGGAGGUGGCUCUGGCCAGGGUGCAGCAGGUUUAUCACCGUGAGUUUGCCCCAGAGCAGCCUCGGUGUUGUGCAAGUGAAGGGACACAACGGGCGAGAAGUUGUGGUUUCCAACACCCCUGCCCAGCCUUGCCUGUCCCUGCACUGCCCAGGGGAGGGAGGCUGGCACAGCCAGCCUUGUCCAUGGUUCAGGGAGCCCUUUGGGAUGGGCCAGGGCUGCAGGAUGGAGGAGUUAGCCCAGCCCUUCUUGAGCCCACCUGUUUCCCCAGGGCGCUGCGGCAACAAAUCCUUGGACAUAAGAGGGCUUUGGCUGAGCCCAGGGGAGCAAACCCCAAGGUUUGGGUUUGGCCACUCACCCAAUCCAGGGAGGAUCAAUCUCUCUCCCUUCUACCUCGCUGCCGUGUCCUCCUCCUGAAGUCCUGGGGAGCUCCCUUAGGCCCUUGGUCAUCCCUGUCUCCUCUUCCUGAACUCUGGCAUAAAGAAGAAAAAAAGCCCAUUUUUUGGAAACCAGCUCUGGGUAAAAAACUUCAGCAGUGGGGAGGAAUUAAUUCAAAUUCCUGGCUCAGAUUAUUCAAGCAAUUGUUUCUGGGUUUGUUUGAAAUGGGGAGGGGGAGCAGUGGGGGACAGGAGAAGCCUGUGAGUUAAUUAUUUCCAAACUCAGCAUUCAAUGGAAAAUACCAAAAAUAUCACCAGCCCUCUUCUUUUUUUUCUCCCUGCUGCUUCUUUUUUCUCCUUCAUGUUUUCAUUCUUCUCCUGCUCUCCACACGUUCCACCUCCAUAUAUUGGGCUUUUCCAGUGUGUUUUGUGUCCUACCAAAUUGUGCUUUGGCACCUGCUGUCCCACUGCCUGCAGGAGAUGGGGAAGGGGAGACAGGGGACAUGAAGGUUCUUCUUUCUCUUGGGUAAUGAUUCUUUUUUAGCUUCCCGCUGAACUUUCAGGAGUUUUGUAAAAGUCAAUAUUUUCUGCUAGGAAGUUUUCCUGUUGAGCCAGCACAAGAGAGGAGAUACAGGGUGUUCUGGGCUCCUUUUGGGUUUUAUUCUAUAUUUUAAAGUAUUUCCAACUAUCUGCGACAGGAAUGUCCCAUCCCUCCUCCCCGGGAGAGACUGGUGGGGUAAAACCCUUCAAACUUGUGCCCUUUCUUGCACCACUACUCGUGGCUAUAAUUCUUUAUUCCUGUGGUUCUCUUUGCAGAUUUUGGGGUUUUAUACAACAGUUUGUGACGGCUCUGUACAACCUAAGACUUCUGUGCAAUUUAUUACUGGGUUUUCCAAUGUAAACUCACAGUUUUCCACGUUUACCACGGCUUCUGGGGAAUAUUUUUUGUCCUGGGUUUUAAACCCCCAAAUGUAAAGAACUGAAAAAAUGUAAAUAAAGAUGAUCUUUUUUUUU
Molecule: messenger RNA, 5807 nt
Organism: Chiroxiphia lanceolata (lance-tailed manakin)
Lineage: Eukaryota; Metazoa; Chordata; Aves; Passeriformes; Pipridae
Gene: ARRDC1
Product: arrestin domain containing 1
Exons: 8
Coding region: 42-1313 (423 amino acids)
Biological process (GO): protein transport
Cellular component (GO): cytoplasm
Molecular function (GO): ubiquitin protein ligase binding; ubiquitin-like ligase-substrate adaptor activity
Source: RefSeq, a predicted model, not a curated record